AUGAUGGGAAGUUCCUUUGAUGCUGAUUCGAGUAUUAGCAGUUCACUAAUGAGAGGUACACUAAUGAGAGGUACACUGACGAGCGAUACAUUAACGGAUGGCUCACUAAUGAGUAACCGUCUCAUGAACAGUAGAUGCAAGUCGAAGAAACUCCCAUGGGUGAUCACCACUUGGGGAAGGACACGUAAAAGAGAAUCCGAAAUGUACAGUACGGAUGGAUUUCCUUUCGAUUUGGGAGGAACUUUUUCCUUAUCAGGAAAGAAUAUCAAAAUGAACAUAUUCAAAAAUGUAUGGAUGGAUGAACAUGAAUUGACAUACAGAUCGGAAGAAGAUUUAUACAACUACACUUACCAAUCAAGAUACAGCAGACAGAGUGAGUUAAAAGUAAAAAUGGAUGAAUAUUCACUGAAAAGGAGAGUUAUACCACCCAUAGGAGAAGUGGAGAAGAAGAUGAGGAAGAUGAAAAAGAAAAUAAAUAAAAUAAAAAUAAAUUCUUGCAUGAUGGAUAAUAGGAGCGAUGAAGAUGCCUCAGCAAUAGAUACAGAAAAUUGGAAAGGACGAGAAGGGGAAAAUAAAAGUGGUGUGAAUAUGAAGAGAGGAAAAUAUAGUCAUAGCAAUAGGAUGAGAAAUAAUUAUGACAUUACUCUCUUUGGAUUGAAAAAUGUAAAUAUGAGAAAUAUUUUUACAAAUCAUGGGAUACACGACAUGGAUAAAAUAUGCAACAUUCAGAAAGAAGUGGAGGAGUAUGUUGGUGGUGGUGGUGAAAAUAACAUCCUUUUCGAAAAUGCAUGGACAAAUAUAAAGCUGAACGAAUGUAAACACAAAGUGCAUUUAGAAGAUCCUAUUGGGAAUUCCCCAUAUUUAUCGUAUCCCAUACAAUUUUGCAUUGAAGAAACAAAAGAAAGUAGACAUGUUUCUAAAGAACCUUACAAAAUUUUAAGUGCACCUAAUUUGGUAGACGAUUUUUAUUUAAAUUUAUUAGAUUGGUCAAAAAAGAAUAUAAUUAGUAUUGCUCUGAAUGAUAAGUUAUGUAUUUGGAAUGAGAAUAUAUCUAAAGGGGAUGAAUUAUUCACUUUAAAAAAAAAAAAGACAAAGAAGAUGGAGAAAAAAAAGAAAAGAAUAAACGACAAAAAAAAAUCAAUUACAUCAUUAAAAUGGGAUUUUUUUGGAAACAGCAUAGCUGUUGGUUUAUCAAAUGGAAUAGUCGAAAUUUGGGAUGUGGAGAAAAACAUAAAAAUAAGAAAAUAUAAAAACCAUAAAUUAAGAGUUGGUACAUUAUGUUGGUAUUAUAACACUUUAACUACAGGUAGUAAGGAUAAAAAAAUUAUUUGUUCCGAUAUUAGAUGUAAAGAAAAUAGCUAUUUACAUCUAAAUAGUCAUACAUCAGAAAUAUGUGGACUAAAGUGGAAUUAUAACACUAAGCAAUUAGCUUCAGGAGGUAACGAUAAUUCUGUAUAUAUAUGGGAAUGGAGAAAAAAUGAUUUUCUUUUUCAAUUUUCCAAACACAAGGCUGCAGUGAAGGCUCUUUCUUGGUGUCCACAUAAACAUAAUUUAUUAGCUACUGGAGGAGGGUCUGCUGAUAAAAAUAUAUACUUUUGGAAUACCACAAAUGGAAAUUGUGUAAAUCAAGUACAUACAAAUUCACAAGUUUCAAAUAUAUUUUGGUCAAAAAAUACUCAUGAAUUUAUUUCCACCCAUAGUUAUUCUCUUGCUCAAAUUGUACUCUGGAAUUAUCCUAAAUUGAGAAAAAUUUCUACUCUCAGUGGACAUAAGUUGAGAAUAUUGUACGGAUCUCUAAGUCCAAAUGGAGAAUCUAUUGCCACUGGUUCGCCUGAUGAGACCGUACGAUUGUGGAACGUUUUCCCUGGGAAGGAUGUCCACAUGGGGUGGUCCACUGGGCGUGGGAAUUACCUUUCACACUUGUUUCCAUUUUCAAAUUGUUAUGAACAGGUCAGGUAA
Messenger RNA from Plasmodium gonderi, 1959 nucleotides. RefSeq names its product cell division cycle protein 20 homolog. Gene Ontology annotation, biological process: anaphase-promoting complex-dependent catabolic process; positive regulation of ubiquitin protein ligase activity; positive regulation of anaphase-promoting complex-dependent catabolic process. The coding region runs from base 1 to 1959 and encodes 652 amino acids. Gene Ontology annotation, molecular function: protein binding; ubiquitin ligase activator activity; anaphase-promoting complex binding. NCBI's taxonomy places the organism in Eukaryota, Apicomplexa, Aconoidasida, Haemosporida, Plasmodiidae. The record is from RefSeq and is a predicted model, not a curated record. The transcript has a single exon. Gene Ontology annotation, cellular component: anaphase-promoting complex.